This is a messenger RNA of Rubroshorea leprosula, 1875 nucleotides long. Lineage: Eukaryota; Viridiplantae; Streptophyta; Magnoliopsida; Malvales; Dipterocarpaceae. The record is from the annotation of a GenBank genome assembly.
GGCGGAUUCUCUCUUCAUGUUAACUUAGACCAUGCCAAUUUCAGAACCCAUCAAUGGCGCUGCUUCAAAGAUGCAUUCUUUUACUUCUCAUCACCCUAACACAUCAAUUCUUUCCCUGCACAAUUGUUUUUGGAUCAGUCACCGACGGAAAACGAGAAGAAUCCACAAAGGAACUGGUGCUGAGGCCAUUGCCGGAUUGGAAACUGCUUGCCCAAUUCCAUUUCCAGAGCAGACCUCCUCUUUCAGGCUCCAAUGGCCGUCGCCACCGCCUUUUCCCCAAAGCCAUUUCAUAGCUAGUAACCUGUCUACCAAAAAGAAACAAAGUUUUAUUCAUAAAUUUCAAGUCAAGGAAAUGGAACUAUCUUUCACACAAGGUCACUGGAGAUAUGAACACUGGGGUGGAUUUGACCCCAUAUUGAGCUGCAAUGCAAAGCCCCCUGGAGUUGAGUUAUGGGCUGUUUUUGAAGUCUUUUCUGGCUUAUUCUGCUCCAGAUGGGGUUUCCCACCAGCUUCAAGCAACCUGAGGUAUGGCACAUUGCCCUGUGAGGCUGUUUGCACUGAGAACCUGGCACCAUGGUUAAAGGUGCUUCCUUGUGAAGACAAAGCUGGGCUUUCUGCCUUAAUGGACAGACCAUCUAUUUACAGAGGAUUUUAUCAUUCUCAGCAAUUGCAUUUGGUCUCAACUGGAUCUGGUUUGGAUGGGGUGGCAGGCAUUACAUUAGAACAGACACUAACAGUUCUUCAGCCUAGUGGUCGAACGAUCACCAUGUCUAGAAAUAUAUACCUUCACUUUGACAGGGGCCUAAUGACAGGACUGAAGAAUUGCCAAAAAGGAAACAAAAACUCUGAGGUGGGUAAUAUAGCCUCUGUUGAUUUUUUGAAUCCUGGCUUUGAAUUGUCUGUUAAUCCCCAGACUGGGCACUUGAAGAAGUAAAUGGCUUGCAUGGUGAGAGUUCAUCAGUUCUGUACAAGUUCUCAAUGGAGAAAUACAGUGAAUCUGAGCCAUUUGAUCCAAGUUUUACAUGGAAAAUUCCUGUAGUUUGGUCUUGUCAACAAGAACCAUUACAUGCUACAAGGUUUUUGAUGGGAAGUGGGAAUGAAAGGGGGGUGAUAGCUGUUUCCGUGAAGCCUACAGAAUUGACUGCAGGCUUCCUGGGUGCUAAUGCUAAUGAUGACAGGUGUAAGUGCAAGUUGAUGUUUUCCAAGUAGUUCCUUGGUAUAUUAAGGUCUAUUUCCAUUCUUUACAUUUAUUUGUCCAUCAACAAUCUAAAGCAGCUGCCGAGGUCAUAGAGAAGAUACACGUCUCACCUUCAAAAGACAAGGCAUCACCUGGAGUAAUGGAGAUGUUACCAAAGCUUCCUUGCAAUGUAAAAUCUGCCGCUUUAAGCAUAGACUUUGAUAAGGUAUGAAUACAUUUGAUUUGCCAUGAUCCUUUGAAAGCCCAUUUGUUUACAUAUUCUAUCAUUGAUUUGAAUACAGCAUAGCUAAGAGGCCUAAUAUAAUGCGUAGAAGUAGGAUAAAGCUGGGACAUGUCAUAGAUUUGUUUGAGAAGCUAACGUGAUGAAUAUCACCAUAUUGGAUGGAGAACCUAUUACUUUGAGCACGCAAAUAGUGAUUUUACAAUCUACAAUAUCUUACUUGAAAUUUGAAUGCGUGCCUUCAUCAAAAUUUGAACGAAAAUCUUGGAAGUAAGUCCCUUUUGGAUAUGUGACUGGCCAAUUUCACUGACAAAUUGCCACACGAUCCACUGCCCAUACAUUGAAACCUGCCAUUCUCUUUGAGUGAUAUUAUUUUUGCUUGUAUUCUGGAAAGAUAUAUUGCAAUUAAUGACUGCAUGCCAUCAUUCUCCAGUGAGAAUAAUCUUUCACUUUAUUA